AGAGAGAGAGAGAGAGAGAGAGAGCAUGAAGAAACACCUGGUAAGUGAGUGAGCCAACCAUUCAUUGGACGACGGCGGACAAGAAGGUUCGGCUGCCGAGCUGUCAAGUUGUCGGGCUUAUUGGCCGCAGUCAUAGAAACCACGGUAAAAGCGUCAUGUCCGAUACCCUACUUGCCUACCUACACGAUACCUCAGAGCUUACUAUGUACACGAUGUCUACAGACUGUCUGGCGGCGGCCUCCGCUAAGCACUUGCGACGAUGCAUCGGGACGACUUCGGUUAUAGAAGGGUCGGCUGCCCCUGCGACUGCCCCAUUCUUCUUUUCUCCACACACCGAAUGUUCUACGUAGUACUACGUAUAGUGUUAAGAUUGCCUUCUACGUUUGGCAUCUAUUGCCCGUCGAUAGUUUAUCGAGAUGGGAACAGGUCCUACCCCGGCCCCGGCACCGGCUCUUCCGCCCACGGCGGCCACUGCAUUCCCUAUUCCGGUUCCUCGGCACAGCCUCUUUCGACAGGUUGGAUUACUGGUACCGCAAUGCAAAGCACGUACUGGUGGGGUGGGGAGGAUGGCGAAAGGAAGGAGGAAAGCCGCAAUAUGCUACUAGUAGUUUACCAUAGACCCCUGGGUCGCCCUGGUUCAGGGGAGCUUAGACGUUGUCAGUUGUUAUUGGAUGGCAGGGUAUGUUGCAGGGGGGGCGCGGGUUCAUGCAUGGCCAGUGAGCGAGGACCUUUUGGUCCAUCAUCUUACAUCUUCUUACGGCCUGCCGUCAUGGGGUCCCUUUUUACCUUUCCGGCCUGUUUAUUCUCUUGUCCACUAUUGUCCCACUACGCGCCCCUUCCACUUUCGCGUGACGGCUGUGGUUCGUGGGCGAGGCGGUUCAUGAUACUGGGGGGGCGAGGGAGGGAUGUCAACAUGGACGGGGAUAGCCUGAUAUAGGAUGGCAUGGGGAUGGAUGGCUGGCCGGGGGUGAUGGUGAUGAUGGUUGAUCGGUCGGCCUUGCUGCGUCUUCUGCUUCUUUACUUAAAAGGUCGCCAGCUUCCGCGUCGAUCACCAGGGAAGAGGUUUGGAAAAGACACCCCCGUUCGCUCUUUUCGCCUUACGCUCUUUUCCCACUCCUCCGGCUCCCUCGCCCUCCUCGUCUCCACCGUCGUCCCCCCCCCCCCCCCCC
Colletotrichum navitas is the source of this 1169-nucleotide messenger RNA. RefSeq lists its product as uncharacterized. The record is from RefSeq and is a predicted model, not a curated record. The annotation marks the transcript as partial. Lineage: Eukaryota; Fungi; Ascomycota; Sordariomycetes; Glomerellales; Glomerellaceae. The transcript has 2 exons.